CACGAAUGGCUCCUCCUAUUUUUGAUGGUGAUAAUUAUCAACUAUGGGCUGUGAGAAUGGAAACUUACUUGGAGGCUCUUGAUCUUUGGGAAGCCGUGGAAAAGGAUUAUGAAAUUAAUCCGCUGCCAAAUAAUCUCACUGUGGCCCAGAUCAAGAGUCACAAGGAAAAGAAAACCAUUAAGUCAAAGGCAAAAGCAACUUUGUUUGCUGCUGUUUCGACAACUGUUUUCACGAAAAUCAUGACUCUCAGAUCACCAAAAGAUAUUUGUAAUUAUCUGAAGAAAGAAUAUGUUGGAGAUGAAAGAAUACGAGGAAUGAAGGUAUUAAAUUUAAUGAGGGAAUUCGAAUUGCAGAGAAUGAAAGAGUCAGAAACAGUCAAGGAAUACUCUGACAGAUUGCUUGGUAUUGUCAACAAGGCUCAGGAACAAAGGAGACUUAUGAGGCAAGAUGGCAUGGUUGAAGGAGCAUUAGUAGCGAGCCACAAAACUCAAAGCAAGGGUAAAUUUUUGAAAAAUUACCCACCUUGUCAGCACUGUGGAAAAAAAUGGACAUCCUCCAUAUAAAUGUUGGAAAAGACCAGAUGCACAGUGCAAGAACUGCAAACAACUUGGCCAUGAAGUUGUGAUUUGCAAAAGCAAAUUUCAAAAAGGUGAAACAGUUGCCCAAGUCACUACUGAAGAAGAAGAAGACCACUUAUUUGUGGCAACUUGUUUUUCA
Solanum tuberosum (potato) is the source of this 717-nucleotide messenger RNA. RefSeq lists its product as uncharacterized. NCBI's taxonomy places the organism in Eukaryota, Viridiplantae, Streptophyta, Magnoliopsida, Solanales, Solanaceae. The coding region runs from base 6 to 563 and encodes 185 amino acids. The transcript has 2 exons. The record is from RefSeq and is a predicted model, not a curated record.